AUGUUAAAAAGAUUUAUCCAGAAUAUAUUUAAUUGUUGUUUAAUACAUAAUUUAACUGUUGUUUCAUAUAUUUAAUUACCCUUUAAUAUGUUUAAUUUUUACCGUUGGCAAUACUAACUGUAGUAUAAUUGAUUGACACUGAGCAGGGACCAAUCACAAGCCGUAUUUUUGAGCUAAUCCCGCCCCUUUUGCUGAACUGACCAAUCAGAAGCGAGCAGACGAGCCCACACUCCGUUAGUGUGUGAUCCGCGGACAGACAGGUAACGGGAUGGACGCGUGCGGAUUAUGUCUCUAAAAACCUCUUAAAACCAAAAUAAACACUACCAAACACUAUAAAAAAUGGAUGUAAGUUUGAUGUUAGCCGCUGUUAUCUUCACGUUACUGGCCAUUGUGGUCGCUACGUCGAUGUUUACGGGCACUUCGCCGUCUUCGGACUACGGACGGAGACCGGCGGUGAGCGUAGCCGAGAAGGAGCGCGCUCCCCCGGCCACGCACAACGGACACGUCCCCCCCUCUUCCCCGGAGCGAAAGCCGAGUAAACCUGCGGAGUUUGACUGGAGUGAGAUGAGUGGCAGCUCGCACGAUCACUGGGACGUGGUGAAAAAUGUGCAGUCGGAGGAGGAGCAGCUGAGCACAGACCUGUCCAGACCUCCGUCCAGCUCCUCCUCAGGCCGCGGCUCCUACAUCAACCUGUCAGACUCCGAGCUCCUCAAGUGCGCCUUCCCUUUACCACAGACAGAGGGCGCCGCUGAGAGCUCAGACCACACCGACAAAGUGGACUCAAACUCGAGUUUCCGGUACCUCCCGGGGAAAUCUCGCUCUCAUCAUUUACAGAUGAUGAUGUCCAAAGACGAGCUGGAGGAGGAGCAGAGGGUGCAGAGGGAGCAGCUGGCGGCCAUUUUCCAGCUCCUCAAGAACAACCAGGAAACAUUUGGAGACGUUUCUCAGAACGACAUGGAGGAGCAGCUCAGACUCUACUCCAUCUGAAACACACACG
Molecule: messenger RNA, 997 nt
Organism: Boleophthalmus pectinirostris (great blue-spotted mudskipper)
Lineage: Eukaryota; Metazoa; Chordata; Actinopteri; Gobiiformes; Gobiidae
Product: matrix-remodeling-associated protein 7
Exons: 4
Coding region: 340-987 (215 amino acids)
Source: RefSeq, a predicted model, not a curated record